CUCUGAGUCUGAGGGAGUCCCAGUCCAGGUUCUGUAGACGUGCUGGUGCUGCUCGGACCAGAAGGCUCUCAGCUGACGUCCCACCGGUCAGUUUGAUGCUCGAGUGAAGAAGACGUGACUUCAUUUCUCCUUUCAGAGCCGGCAGCAGCGUCAGGUAUGCUGGUCCAGACGUGCUGAAGCUUGUCCUCUGAAAGGACGUCUUCAUUCUCUACAAAAACCUUCUGCUUGUUGUUUGAAGACCUCUCAGGGAAGCCAUGGUCCCAUCUCUGCACUGGCUGCUCCUGCUCGGGGGUCUCCAGGGUCUGUGGGCCCAGGACAAUGAAGAAGAUGAGGAUGAGAUGACGACCAGCAAGAAGAAAAGCAAACUGUACGCGCCCAACUCCGUCGCCCAGAACGGUAAAUCUCUCGGCGAUGAGGACUGCAGUCUGGAGCUGGCCUUUCUCAUCGACAGCUCCGAAAGCGCCAAAGACAACCACGAACAGGAGAAGCGCUUCGCCUCAGAUGUGACGGCCCGGCUGCAGAACCUGCGGCUGAUCUUGGGCCAGGGCCUGGGGUUCCGUACAGCCCUCCUGCAGUACAGCAGUCACGUCAUCAUCGAGCAGACCUUCAGGCAGUGGAAGGGCGUCGACAACUUCAAAGCUAGAAUCGCUCCCAUCACUUACAUCGGCCACGGCACCUACACGACCUACGCCAUCGCCAACCUGACCCGCAUCUACCUGGAGGAGUCGGGUACCAGCAGCAUCAAGGUGGCCGUUCUGCUCUUUGAUGGCAUCUCACACCCAAGGAACCCGGACAUCUUUUCAGCUUUGGCGGACGCAAAGAACCAGGGCGUACGCUUCUUCACGAUAGGAAUCACACCUAAAGCCAACGAACCGGCAAACCUCGCUCAGCUGCGUCUAAUCGCCAAUUCCCCGGCUUCACGCUACCUUCACAACCUACAAGAUGUAGGCGUGGUGGACAAAGUCAUCGGGGAAAUUACAGCCCUGGCAAAUGAAGGGUGUCCUCUGGCCCAAAGCAAGUGUGCAUGUGAGAAGGGUGAACGAGGACCCAGCGGCCCUGCCGGCAAGAAGGGUCGACCCGGAGACGACGGAAGUCCUGGUCUAAAAGGACAGAAGGGUGAAGGUGGUCUCAGUGGACUUCCGGGUCGAGAAGGACCAGAGGGAAAACCCGGAUACAAAGGAGAGAAGGGGGAGAGGGGGGAGUGUGGAACACCUGGGAUUAAAGGAGACCGAGGCCCUGAAGGGACCAUUGGUCCAAGAGGAAACCGUGGACUCCAGGGUUUGCCAGGAUCACCAGGCGAUGUGGGACCUGAGGGUGUGACGGGUAAAAAGGGGGAACGGGGACUUUCUGGACCACCUGGAAUCCAAGGGGAGACGGGAAUCGGCCUUCCGGGACCCAAGGGGGAUGUCGGUUUCCAAGGGCAACCAGGGCCUCCUGGUCCUCAAGGAAUCGGUGAGCCUGGACCACCGGGACCUCAAGGGCCCCAAGGAGUCCAAGGAGAGAGAGGACCAACAGGAGAGGGUCUCCCUGGACCAAAGGGCGAGCGGGGCUUCGAGGGGCCGCGAGGGGCCAGAGGACAGCCGGGCGCCGGAGUCAAAGGAGACAAGGGGGAGUUUGGCCCUCCAGGUUUUCCAGGACCCAUCGGCCUCCCAGGAAUUGGCAUUCAAGGUGAAAAGGGUAUCGAGGGUCCAAGAGGGCCCCCAGGGGGCAGAGGUCCACCAGGAGAGGGAUUUCCUGGACCCAAGGGGGACCAGGGGCUGCCCGGCGAGGUUGGCUCCCCAGGAGAACAUGGUGCCGGCGAGCCGGGAUCAAAGGGUGAGCCGGGGUCACCGGGAACAGCAGGUCUGCCGGGGUUACCGGGGGAGGACGGCGCCCCAGGACAGAAGGGCGAGCCAGGAGCCGUCGGUCUCAGGGGGGCAGAGGGGGCACCUGGGAUUGGGACUCAAGGUGAAAAGGGGGACCAAGGCCAAAGGGGAAUACGGGGUUUGACGGGUCCACCUGGGAUUGCUGGACCCUCCGGACCAAAGGGAGAACCAGGAGCAUCAGGACGUUUGGGUUCUCCUGGUCCACCGGGACGCUUCGUCACCGGAUCCAAGGGUGAUCCUGGUCCUCCUGGUCCUCCUGGUCCAAUUGGGGAGACUGGAUAUGGACUUCCUGGUCCAAAGGGAGAUCGAGGUGAUCCAGGUCCUGCAGGUCCAUACGGUCCCAAAGGAGAUGGCUAUCCUGGACCCAUGGGCCCUCCUGGUCUGCCUGGACUGCCAGGAGAACCUGGUCCAGAAGGACUGGGUCUCCCAGGACCAAAGGGGGACUCUGGAUUUAGAGGGCUGCCCGGUCCACCAGGACCUCCAGGUGAAGGUAUCCAAGGACAGCCGGGAAAUCCCGGAAGACCAGGUCCACCAGGACCAACAGGACCACAAGGACAAGGCGUUCAGGGACCAAAGGGAGAACAGGGGUCCCAAGGCGUGGCAGGUCCCAGAGGGUUACCUGGAGAGGGCUUCCCUGGACCUAAGGGUGACCGAGGCUCAUCGGGGGAGAGGGGCCUCAAAGGGAUCAAAGGAGACAUGGGAGACCCUGGAACUCCGGGGCAAGCAGGACGAGCAGGCGUCAAAGGGGAAGCAGGUCUCACCAGAGACGACAUCAUCCGAAUGAUCAAAGAGAUCUGUGGAUGUGGGAUCAGGUGCAAGGAGAGGCCCAUGGAGCUGGUGUUCGUCAUCGAUAGCUCCGAGAGCGUCGGCCCGGAGAACUUCGAGAUCAUCAAGGACUUUGUGACCGCGCUGGUGGACCGGGUCACGGUGGGCCGUAACGCCACCAGGAUCGGUCUGAUAUUGUACAGCCUGGAGGUGAAGCUGGUCUUCAACUUGGCCCGUUACAUCUCCAAAGAGGACAUCAAGCUGGCCAUCAGGAACAUCCCUUACAUGGGCGAGGGGACGUACACCGGCACCGCCAUCCGCAAAGCCACGCAGGAGGCCUUCUACAGCUCACGCAUGGGGGUCAGCAAAGUGGUGAUCGUCAUUACCGACGGGCAGACGGACAAACGAGAGCCCGUCAAGCUGGAUCUGGCAGUACGAGAGGCGCACGCUGCCAACAUUGAGAUGUUCGCCUUGGGGAUCGUAAACACCUCAGACCCAACGCAGGCUGAUUUCCUAAAGGAACUGAAUUUGAUCGCCUCUGACCCGGACAGCGAGCACAUGUUCCUGAUUGACGACUUCAACACUCUCCCAGCUCUAGAAUCAAAGUUGGUCAGCCAGUUCUGUGAGGACGAGAACGGAGCCUUGAUAUUCAACAGGAUAAUUAAUGGCUACAAUGGAAACAAUGGCUUCAGUGGCAACAGGAUCGGCAGUGGGAGCUACGCCACCGGAGGUUACGGCUACAGGCCGGUGACUCAGCAGGAUCUACUGAAUGGACAACAGACCGGCGUUAACGUUGGUACCGGCGUUAACGUUGGUACCGGCACUCACAGCCGGGUAGAGACCACGUUGGACGGCAGUAAAGGAUCCAGCACUGGAGAUCAGGGAGGAGCUGGGCGACAAGCAAGCACCAAGACAACCGACUCAGGAAAUGAGCGUGGGGACACAUUUAACCGUGACACCUCAGACGACAGAAAACAUCCCUCUCCUGCAGGAGAGGACUCCUCCAGGAGCAGUGGCUCCUCUUCAUCGUCCUUGUCUUCGUCUACAAGUACAACAUCAAGUUCAGGUGGAUCUGUGCAGAACACACCUGUACCAAGACCGUCCCUUCCCAAAGAGACCGCCCCCUUGGACCCUCGCUGCGGCUUGGUUCUGGACCAGGGCACGUGUCGAGAAUACAACAUCCGCUGGUACUACGACAAGCAGGCCAACGCCUGCGCCCAGUUCUGGUACGGAGGCUGCGGCGGCAACAAGAACCGCUUCGACACGGAGGACGAGUGCCGGACGACGUGCGUGGUUUCCAGAGCCACAGGAGGCUGAGCGAAGCGUCGGCUGCAGAUACUUCAAGGAGGAGCAGCUAAAACCGGACACCAACAUGAAGACUCAACUCAGAACCCUCAGGACAAUCGUUUACAGACGAUCCUCAUGUCCCCUCCUGCUAAACGAGUCUUCUCUGUAAUCAGAGAAAGGAGAAAUUUAAAACUUCUACGUCUUUAGGUAAAGCUGGAGAUCUUUGAUUGUUUCUACUCAGGAAUACAGACAAGCUCGCUGCUUCGGCUGCUUCAACACCUUCAGCUGAUAACGGUUGUCCCGCAGAGACCUCUGAGGAGACGAGACGGACGUUAGCUGUAAGAAAUGACAUCACUGGAGCAAAAUGGCAGCCGAAGCCAUGAUCUCUACUGAAACGCAGCAGAGACAAAGUCUCGUUACUCAAAUAAAUAAAAUAGUUUUUAUAUUCAGCGCUGUGCUCGAGUCUUCAGUCCUCCUCCUUUCUUUCCAGGAGCCAGACUAACAUUUGCAGAUUAUAUUUGUUUAAUUAUGGCGUAGCAGCCUCUAAUUAAAUUAUUGAUUUUCUGUCUAUUUUACUAAAUCCACCCUUGUUAUUUUAACGCUGAAGAUCCCAGGAUCACCACUAGGGGGCGAGAGCGUCCGCGUUAACAACACUUAAAAC
This is a messenger RNA of Nematolebias whitei (Rio pearlfish), 4578 nucleotides long. Its product is annotated as collagen alpha-1(XXVIII) chain. The record is from RefSeq and is a predicted model, not a curated record. NCBI's taxonomy places the organism in Eukaryota, Metazoa, Chordata, Actinopteri, Cyprinodontiformes, Rivulidae. Gene Ontology annotation, molecular function: serine-type endopeptidase inhibitor activity. The coding region runs from base 255 to 3947 and encodes 1230 amino acids. The transcript has 35 exons.